Messenger RNA from Mobula hypostoma (lesser devil ray), 9333 nucleotides. It is a transcript of the gene col8a1a, whose product is annotated as collagen, type VIII, alpha 1a. The record is from RefSeq and is a predicted model, not a curated record. The transcript is spliced from 5 exons. Gene Ontology annotation, molecular function: protein binding; extracellular matrix structural constituent conferring tensile strength. NCBI's taxonomy places the organism in Eukaryota, Metazoa, Chordata, Chondrichthyes, Myliobatiformes, Myliobatidae. The coding region runs from base 455 to 2689 and encodes 744 amino acids. Gene Ontology annotation, biological process: extracellular matrix organization.
GUCUGUCUGGUCGAUUGCCCACCUCCCUAUGGCGAACGGCUCCUCCCAUUUACACAUAUAAGCCAAGCACGUUGCUGACAGGGGCCGCGUGGAGCAUUUUCUUAGUCCGGUGCCGUAGUAAGUCAGUGAACAUCUGUCAUCGCCAUCACGCGUAGCCCAAGGCCGAGUUGCUAGCUCGACGCUCAACCCAGCACAGGUGGAAAGCGUGUAAAAGGAGCCAGCCGGAUUCGAACCCUGGACCACUCGCCUCAAAGCCCGGUGCGGACACCACGGCACCACCUGAUACUCACUAAAUAUACCAACAAAAUCAAGAUUGCCCUUUCAGAUCUACCAGCCUCGUAUGUAAAUCCGAAGACCAAAAUAUUUGAUCAAUUGGACCUAAAACGAAACUCCAUAAUUCAUCUCCGGCAGCACCAGAGGAGUGAAACCCAAAGAGUCAUAAGAAGGACAAAUCAUGGCUAUGCCUUUCCUCCUCCUACAGUUCCUGACAAUGACUGUCCAUUUGUUACUGGCUGGAACUGUUCAUGUGGGUGGUUACUAUCCAAUGAAGCAGGGUCCACAGCAGCUGCCACAAAUACAAGUCCCCCACAUGGUACAAGUUGGCAAAGAGAGACCUCAUAUGCAACACAUGGGCAAGGAGGUGCCACACUUGCCACUGUAUGGAAAGGAUUUACCAUAUACCUCUCACUAUGGGAAAGAUGUUCCUCAAAUGCGUGUGUUUGGAAAGAAUGUGAUGCCUCAGAAGGAAGCAAAAGAACUGAUACCAACAUUUCCAAGUGCAAUGAAAGGUGAGAAAGGUCCAGCAGGAGAACCUGGUGCAAGAGGACCGAUAGGACCUCCUGGGCCACCGGGAUUACCAGGUCGGGGUCUUCAAGGACCUGCAGGAGCACCAGGUCUUCCUGGCCAACCAGGUCUUCCGAGUGUUGGGAAGCCUGGAAUGCCAGGAAUAGCAGGUAAACCAGGAAGAAUGGGAUUGCCAGGCCACAAGGGCGAUCUGGGACCAAAGGGAGAGCAAGGGCCCAUGGGACCACCAGGGCCACAAGGAGCACGAGGUCCUUCAGGUCUCCCUGGAUUAGGAAAGCCAGGUAGACCAGGAUUACCAGGAAAACCAGGACUAAGGGGAGAACCCGCACAGAGAGGAUUUCCAGGUAUUCCAGGUCCAAUAGGACCUAAAGGGCAACAAGGAAUUGGUGCACCUGGUUUGCCAGGAUUGAAGGGCCCACCAGGAUUACCUGGGCAACCAGGCCCUGCAGGACUUCCAGGUAUCUCAAAGCCAGGUUUAAAUGGUCUCCCCGGAGCUCCAGGAGCACCUGGUAAAACAGGACCCCAAGGUGAGUCAGGACCUCAAGGUUUUCCAGGACAACAGGGUGUUCAGGGACCACCUGGAAAGCCAGGUGUGGGAAAGCCAGGUCUAGAUGGAAUUCCUGGUCAACAUGGAUUUCCAGGGAGUAAAGGUGAUAAAGGGCUCCCAGGUUUGCCAGGGCCGCCAGGUAUGCCAGGAAUAGCAAAACCAGGGUUUCCUGGACCUAAAGGUGAACGUGGUCACAGUGGACCACCAGGAACACAGGGACAAAAAGGCGAACCUGGAGCGGUUGGUUCUCCCGGAAUUCCUGGUCCACAAGGUGAACAGGGAUUACCUGGGCUCCCGGGACAAACUGGGCCAUCAGGUGGCUUGGGUUUCCCAGGACUGAAGGGAGAUCAUGGGCCAACUGGCCCUCAAGGUCCUCAAGGCCCAAAGGGGGAACCUGGUCUGCAGGGAAUGCCAGGUGCACCAGGAUAUCCUGGUGCAGAAGGACAACCAGGGCCAAGAGGUUUGCCUGGGCCAAUAGGGCCAAAAGGAGAGCAGGGGCACAUAGGUCCAACUGGUUUACCUGGACCACAAGGAGCACCAGGAUUAAAAGGAGAACCUGGGUUUCAUGGAGAGAAAGGUAUCCAGGGCCCUGUUGGAAUACCAGGGAUCACUGGUCCAGGUGGUCCAAUAGGCCCUCCGGGUCUUCCAGGACCAAAAGGUGACAGAGGAUUACCAGGACCUCCUGGGUUACCUGGCAUAGGAAAACCUGGAGUUCCGGGACACAUAGGACCAACUGGAAAGCCUGGCCCAGAAGGUCUUCAUGGGAUAACUGGGCCACCUGGCCCUCCUGGCCCUCCUGGUCCCCCUGGCCCACCAGCUGUUCAACCAGAAAUACAACAGUUUCAUCUUCCAGCAAUGGGUCCAGGAAUUGACGGUGUAAAGACGCCACAAGGAUACAUUAGUCAACCAAGUAAAAAAGGAAUGCCGUUGGGAAUUAAACCAGAAAUGCCUGCAUUUACAGCUAAACUUACAGUACCUUUUCCACCAGUAGGAUCUCCUGUCAAGUUUGAUAAAAUCCUGUACAACGGCAGACAAAGUUACAAUCCACAAACUGGAGUUUUUACGUGUGAAAUACCGGGAAUUUAUUACUUUUCAUAUCACAUUCAUUGUAAAGGUGCUAAUGUAUGGGUAGCAUUAUAUAAAAAUAAUGAGCCACAGAUGUACACUUACGACGAAUACAAGAAAGGGAUUCUCGAUCAGGCUUCAGGGAGCUCAGUUCUUGAACUAACACACGGAGACAGAGUCUGGAUGCAACUCCCAUCUCAACAAGCAGCAGGACUUUAUUCAGGCCCUUAUGUGCAUUCUUCAUUCUCGGGAUUUCUACUGUAUCCAAUGUAAAAAAAAAAAUGUACACAUGUAAAGCUUUUAAAAUACAAUCUUUGUUACCUUAUGGAAGCUACAUUUUUACCACAAAAAGCAAUGCCUGAAGUUUGCUGAAUUGCUAACUGUCUUUCUUUCUUUACUGGAAGGCUACUGUUAGGUAUAUCCAAAGAAAGAGUAGACCAUGUCUGUUUUACAUGUUAUGAUUGCACAUUAAGCAUUUGGAGACAAUAGUACUCCAAGAACCAGUGGUCAUCUCAAAAAAAGUUUUCUUGUUCUUAAAGGUUCAUCAGAGUCCCAAGUGUAAGAUUCCAAGAACCUCCACAUUGGUCCGACUGGACUAUAUUCCAAGAGACUGUUGUCUUGCAGAAUUGAAGCUAAUUUUCCCAAUCAAUACUAAAAUUGUAACAACAGACAGAAUGCAAGUAUUAAACUCUGAAUGCAAACUAAUUCAUUCGGUCAACGUUGAAAUUGAGAGAUAAGUUUUCAAAUUAAUAUAAGGAGUGUGCUUUGCAGUCGUUUAUAUUUUAUACCUAGGCCAGGUGUACUUGAAAAAGUGUUACUGGGUGCAACAUGGAAAGUGUUUAAUUUCCCAGAAACAAUCAUGCCUCUUUAUAAGAGAAAAUUUGCAAAAAUAAUUGCUUAAGGAAACAUGCUUAAACAAUGCAGCCAUCCCUGUCUGUGGACGAGGGACAGGAUUUCAAUGAUCAUUUCUAAUCAAUGAAAUAUGAUCAAUUAUGUAUAAUGUAUUGUGAUAUCUACUUCAUCUUGGGGAGAAUGGGGAAUUAAUAGGUGUUUAUCAGUUAACAAGAACUUACCAUAAAGAUUCAACAGCUCAGUUUAAAACAAUUAAAAUAACCAGGAUGACUUGGAUGCUGAUGAAAAUCAAAUAAAAUGAACAGUAGUUAAUGGAAAACAUCAAGAAGUUGAUUGUUUUUUUUCCUGGACUGUGAAAAUGAAGGAUUAUGCAUAGUAUGCAUAGCUUUCUGCUCUCUCACUCAUUAUUUUUCUAAAUGGAGAAUAAUGCUGGUAACAUAUUGUAAAUGUACAGUUGGGCAACUUUAUACUUCUUUAUCUCAACAGUCCAGAACCUGAAAGUGCGGGGAAAAGUCACCUUGGCACAUUGUGUUAACUUGUUGCUAUACAAUGUCAAAUCAAUCAAAAAGCUCUUAUUGUAGUCUCCGUAGACCCUGUAUCUUCAAGUGUUUAUCCACUUUAGCCUUACUUCAGGGCCAGCUUUCUUGUCAUCGGGGGAACAUAACACUAUUACACCUUCAAAGUUGCCAAAAAGACACCAGCAUAGUAUGAGAAUGUUUCAUGUAACGGGCUUAAUCUGAACAACUAUAUACAAAACAAAGUCCAGCAAUGGAUGCAUAAAACAAGCUGUUUUUAUUUCAAGCUACCUUUAAAUAAGUGAAAGAAAAACUUCAUACAGUCCUACGAUCAAAAGUUCAAAGCAUGUUUUAUGCAUCAUUUCCUGAACCUAUCAUGAUAGUUGAGAUUGAAUAAUCAUAGCUUUGUUGUCAUUCUGACACUAAUGAUAUUUUCCGCUCAUCAAUCAUAUUAUUUUGUUCUUUAUUGUCCAAAAUUUAAGUAUGAGCAGAAGAGCUGCAUUAUAAUCUAAAUAAUGUAAAAAAUAUUCGUUCACUUUAAAUCUAAGCUCUACGACUCAUACAAAUAUUUGUCAUUUUGUGUUGCUUAGAUUCACAUCCAAUUAAUUUUCCAUAAAAGCCAAGGAGUAUUUAAAUAUUAAUAAAAUUCACAUAAAACCACUUGUUAACUCUGGCAACUUCUGUUUUUUUUAUUUGCAUUAAUUUCUCUUGACAGCACUUUGCAAUCAACAGUCAUUAGCUGCAUCACAAUCUAUUUAUUCCAUUUUCACUGCUCAUUUUAUUUUAGCAAGCUUUUCAUUCCAACAACAUUGCAGAAUUGAUGAUGCUUCUAUCUUUAGAAGCCUUGGUGUUUUGCAUCAUUUUUUGCGGUUACUGUGUCAGAUUUUUUUGCUAUUAUCAGAUCACAAUUUUACGAUAUCAACAGUAAUUAAGUAGUCAGUAAUAUUUUUAACAGAUAGGUUAUUAUACGAACAUACGAUGCCUUGACCUACAUUAUCUUGCACCACAUUUUCACCUACUGCUGUUCCAAACAUAAGCCCCUCAGACAAAGGGCAUGACUGAAAAGGUAAGGGGAAUUAGUCACUUCUGUCCAGAGCCAGAAUUCAAAAGCAAUUCCUAUCUACCUUUCCAUGCUGAGGGGGUCUAUCAGAAAAACAUGCAAAAAUACAGUAGCUUAAAAGUUCAGUGUUAGCUCUGAAUAGAACACAACUAGAAAAAAAGGCAACAUACCUGGUGAAUUAUCGGUCAGAACUAAUGUUUCAUUUUUGAAAAAUUGCAUUAACACUCUGAAUGUAAUGGAAUGUACUUCCGUAACUAACACUUGUUCUGUAUUAUUAAAAAGAUUUUGUACCAAAUUAGGAAUUAUUGUAUGAAAUAAAAAAUAUUUUCAGCUUCACUUCAAGGAUCUUUCUUAUUAUUCCAAAUGUAAAUUGAAAGGGCAUUCUUUCCACAAUCAAACCUUCAAUUUGGCAUUUCUAUUUUUUUUAAUUUCACUUAUAAUUGUCUGGGCACUUUCUCAGUUUCUACAAGAUCAACAGGCUGGGAUCUGCUAUUGACUGAGAUUACAUACCAUUUACUUUGUCUCUGCUGGCGUGGUCCCAGCCUCACUCUGGCAGGCUGGCUCCCUGAACUAGGGUGGGUUCGGCAGAACAAAGAUGGCACCUCACUUUGUUCGAGCAAUCAUAGAGUAGUUCUCACCUGCACAAAGGCCACAGCCCUUUGCGACUUUCAAAGCCAUUUCAUAGCAUUCAAGAACACCCACAUUGAGAACUUGAAGGCAACUAAAUGCAUUUUAAGCCAACGGUAUUAAAAGAAAUUUUUCCCGGUACAUUCACACUGCCCCAUUCAAUUCGUGGGGAACGUAGAAGAAAUCACUGCCACUGGGUUAAGCACACAUUGGUACUGGACUGAGGGACUUUUGCGAAGUAACGAAGUCAAUUUGACAGAAGUACUGCUGCCCAGGGUAGCCCCCAUCAUUUUUCAACAAUUAUUUCAUCAGCUCAAUGCAAUCAAAUUCUUCGUUUAUUCUCUUUAAAAAUAUUUUAAGUAGAUGAAUUCACCAAACUUUCUCAGGUGAAAGAGCAAAAUGAACCACAUAUGAUCAAACACUAGAUAAAAUUAAUGGGCUUGGGAUGCAUGUUGAGCAGAUAGGGAGAUGGAAAGUUAUACAGGCGUAACAUUCCAGUUUUAAACAGACAGAAAAUGGUGGCAGAGAACAUAUCUGAGCAGUGCAGUUAAUACACAUACUUUCCCCAUACAGGACUUGGUUAGAUUAAUGACUCAAAGUCUAAAUUCUCCAUUAUCCAUUAUCAAGUUACAAGGUUUCACAAAGUUUGUUUUCAUUGUUAGCUCUAACACCCAGUCAUUGAAACAUUUUGGCACUACCUUUAUUUUCACAGGAUUUAUUAAAGUCCAAAAUAAAUUUAUUAUCAAAGUACAUAUGUCACAAUAUACAAUCCUGAGAUUCAUUUGCUUGCAGACAAUCAACAAUAAAUACAAGAAACACAAUAGAAUCAAUGAAAUGCAAACACGAAGAAAUUUGCAGAUGCUGAAAAUUCAGGCAACACACACAAAAUGCUUUUGGAAUGCAGCAGGCCAGGCAGCAUCUAUAGGAAGAAGUACAGAUGACGUUUCGGGCUGAGACCCUUCGUCAGGACUAACUGAAAGAAGAGUUAGUAAGAGAUUUGAAAGUGGGAGGGGGAGGGGGAGAUCCAAAAUGAUAGGAGAAGACAGGAGGGGGAGGGAUGGAGCUAAGAGCUGGAAAGUGAAUUGGCAAAAGGGAUAUGAGGCUGGAGAAGGGAGAGGAUUAUGGGACGGUAGGCUGAGGGAGAAAGGAGGAGAAGGAGAGCACCACAGGAAGAUGGAGAGCAGGCAAGGAGUUAUUGAGAGAGAGAGAGAAAAGAGAAAAUAAUAAUAAAUAAAUAAAUAGAUAAAUAAGGGAUGGGGAAAGAAGGGGAGGAGGGGCAUUAAUGGAAGUUAGAGAAGUCAAGGUUCAUGCCAUCAGGUUGGAGGCUACCCAGACGGAAUAUAAGGUGCUGUUCCUCCAACCUGAGUGUGGCUUCAUCUUUACAGUAGAGGAGGCCGUGGAUAGACAUGUCAGAAUGGGAAUGGGAUGUGGAAUUAAAAUGUGUGGCCACUGGGAGAUCCUGCUUUCUCUGGCAGACAGAGCAUAGGUGUUCAGCGAAACGGUCUGCGUCGGGUCUCACCAAUAUAUAGAAGGCCACACCUGGAGCACCGACGCUGACUCACAGGUGAAGUGUUGCCUCACCCCAGCUGACUCACAGGUGAAGUGUUGCCUCACCUGGAAGGACUGUCUGGGGCCCCGAAUGGUGGUGAGGGAGGAAGUGUAAGGGCAUGUGUAGCACUUGUUCCGCUUACAAGGAUAAGUGCCAGGAGGGAGAUCGGUGGGAAGGGAUGCGGGGGAUGAGUGGACAAGGAAGUCGCAUAGGGAGCAACCCCUGCAGAAAGCGGGGGGGGGAGGGAAAGAUGUGCUUGGUGGUGGGAUCCCAUUGGAGGUGACAGAAGUUACGGAGAAUUAUAUGUUGGACCCAGAAGCUGGUGGGGUGGUAGGUGAGGACAAGGGGAACCCUAUCCCUAGUGGGAUGGCGGGAGGAUGGAGUGAGAGCAGAUGUGCGUGAAAUGGGAGAGAUGCGUUUGAGAGCAGAGUUGAUGGUGGAGGAAGGGAAGCCCCUUUCUUUAAAAAAGAAAGACAUCUCCUUCGUCCUGGAAUGAAAAGCCUCAUCCAAGACCACAUCCAUCAGGAUGGACAACCACCAAUGUGGGAAAACUGUAAAUACAAAAAGAGGAAAAAAAGCAAUAAAUAUUAAGAACAUAAGAAGAAUUCUUCAAAGUGAGUUCAUAGGUGUGGGAAUAGUUCAUCGAUGGAGUGAGUGAAGUUAUCCCCUCUGGUUCAACAGCCUGAUUGUUGAGGGGUAAUAACUUUUCCUGAAACUGGUGAUGUGAAUCCUGAGUCUUGUAUACCUUCUUCCUAAUGGCAACGAGAAGAGAGCAUGGUCUGGAUGGUGGGGCUCCUUGAUGAUCAGAGGUUCCCAACAUGGUGUCCACAGAACCCUUGCUUAAUGGUAUUGGUCCAUGGCAUAAAAAAGGUUGGGAACCCCUGAUGACGGAUGCUACUUUCCUACAACAACGCUCGUGUAGAUAUGCUCAAUGUGGGGAGGGCUUCACCAGUGAUGGACUGGGCUUUUUCCAUACAAGGACAUCAAUGUUUCCAUACCAGUCCAUGAUGUAACCAGUCAGUAUAAUCUCCACCACAUACCUAUAGAAGUUUGUCAGAGUUUUAGAUGACAUGAAGAAUCUUCGCAAACUUCUAAGAAAGUAGACUAACAAAACAAAAUGCCAACUUGGCGAACAAUUUGCCAGUACUUCACAACUUUAAUGAUAAAUACACCAAGGGGAAAAUGAGUUAAAUUGAUUCAUUUACUAAUUUAUGGCUUGGUAAUGAAAAAUUCUAGAUAAUGUGUUACAGUUUAAGCAGCACAAAACCAGUUUAACAACAUGAAUAUAAAGGUGCAUCAGUACAGUUGAUGGAGAACCAUUCUUUUAUUAGAAAGUGAAGGAGAAAAAUAAAGGGACUAAUGGAGUUGCUCAACCAAGAGCUGGUCUGAAUCCAAAAGGCUAAAUGGUCUCUUUCUCUAUAAAAACACAAGAUUACACAUGCUGGAUUACAAAGUAAUGCUUUAAAAGAGGUGAAAGUACCUUGCACAUAGUAAGAGAACACAGAGAUUUUGUCAGAAAUGUACGAACAUAAAACAGCAAACCACAAAUGUCAGGCUAAAAGGUAGCACCUGAGGCACAGACCUGACCGAAAAAUAUAGAUCAGAUCCACAGUAUAAUUUUGAGGGGACAGUGCACAUUUAAAUAGGUGCUCUUUCAAAUGAACACACACAAAAUGCUGGAGGAACUCAGCAGGUCAAGCAACAUCAAUGAAAAAGAGUAAACUGUCCACAUUUCAGGCUGAGACCCCUCUUUGUCCCAAAAGGCCCACUGUUUACUCUUUUCCAUAGACACUGCCUGACCUGCUAAGCUGCUCCAGCAUUUUGUGUACAUUGCUUUGGAUUUCUAGCAUCUGCAAAUUUUCUCGUAUUUGCUAUUUGAAAUAUGCUGUUUAACUACCGCCAUAUCAGUGACAUAAAAAGGAACUAGUUUCAGCAUUCGAAGUUAUGGGAGAUUUUCCCGUAGUGUUCACACCGAUAGGCAUUUUAUCAUAGAAUGAAUUCUGAAACACUUCUAUCAUAUGAUGAAAGACUGGAUGAACUAGGCUUGUAGUCGUUGGAAUUUAGAAGAUUGAGGGGGGAUCUUAUUGAAAUGUAUAAAAUCCUAAAGGGAUUGGGCAGGCUAGAUGCAGGAAGAUUGUUCCCGAUGUUGGGGAAGUCCAGAACGAGGGGUCACAGUUUGAGGAUAAAGGGGAAGCCUUUUAAGACCGAGAUUAGGAAAAACUUCUUCACCCAGAGAGUGGUGAAUCUGUGGAAUUCUCUGCCACAGGAAACAUAGAAACAUAGAAACAGAAAAUAGGUGCAGGAGUAGGCCAUU